Molecule: messenger RNA, 1599 nt
Organism: Penicillium brasilianum
Lineage: Eukaryota; Fungi; Ascomycota; Eurotiomycetes; Eurotiales; Aspergillaceae
Source: the annotation of a GenBank genome assembly
UGACUCUGGUAUGAAGACAAUGAAGCCAUUCAUUUCUCGUUUCUCUGCCUUCCUUCGCAAGAAACCGAUUCCCAUGCCCUCUCCCGGGCCACCUUUACCGCCUGGCAUACUUGUUGACGAAGAGAUCUUGCCGUUAUACGAUUCCAAGCAAGUCUACCCAGCGAAGCCCGGAGAGGUACUCGCCGAUCGUUACCAAACCUUAGUCAAGGUUGGCUGGGGCAUGUCUUCAACAGUAUGGCUUGCGCGUGAUCUGACAGGGUCAGUCGAAGAGCCAGAGAGCGUCGUGGCUCUGAAAAUUGUCAACAAUAACGCGAGUUUUGCUAAGCAUGAGCGCGAAGUUGAAGAGCAUAUUUCCGCAGCGGACCCAUCACAUCACGGGCGGUCACUUAUGCGAACAUUAUUAGACUCUUUUGAAAUUCAAUGCCCAGAAGGUUCUCAUCCAUGUCUUGUGUAUCCGCCUAUGAGGGAGUCGUUAUCGAUAUAUCAGCGGCGCUUUAACGACAGAAAGAUGCCACUGCCCCUCAUUAAAACAUACGUCCGUUUUCUACUUACGGGGUUUGAUUAUUUGCAUAAAGUGUACAGGACAGUUCAUACCGAUCUAAAGCUUGACAACAUCAUGGUUUCAUUCGAGGACCCAACCGUGCUUACCGAUUUCAUUGAUUCUCAGCUUGCAAAACCGAUGGCUUUCAAGAUUAAUUCGGUGGGACGACCAGUGUAUCAAUGCCGUAGUGACUUCGGGCCACUCAAAAGCCUGAUAAGUAUACCACAGCUGGUCGACUUUGGUUUGGCAACCAGAUUGGAAGAAGACGACGACUGGGGCGUUUGGCCGAUUCAGCCAGACCACUAUCGGGCACCAGAGGUGAUCCUGGGUAAUGGAUGGCAAAUGCCUGCGGAUAUUUGGAAUCUUGGUGUUUUGUUGUGGGAUAUGAUCGAAGGCAAAGAGCUAUUCCAGCAUAUUCAUGACCAAGAAGGUCGCUACGAUGCUAAAUUACACAUCGCCGAAAUGAUAGCCUUACUUGGUCCACCUCCUCCGGAGAUCAUACAAAGGUAUCAAUUUAUGCGAGAGUACUCGUGGCCGCAACCUGUCAGACGUGAAGACGGCAGACUAUGCGAGACCGCGGAGGAGUACUUCUGUGGGCCAUUCUUUGACGGAAAAGGUAUUGCUAUGGUUCCUUUCUCCUUUCUCCAUCGUAUUAUUCUCAGACACACGAAUUAUCUUAGGUCGCUUCCUCUAUGAAGACCUGAUCCCUGACCGCACACUACGUGAGACAAUUACAUUUUUUGGAGGAGAAGAGAAGGAAUUGUUUUUGGACCUCGCCAAGAAAAUACUUGUCUGGCAACCAAAUAUGAGAAAAAUGGCAGGUGAAUUGGCUGGGCACCCUUUUCUUCAACCAAAGCAAACAAGCGCCUGAUUUCUGCGAGUUUUGCUAGCGGAAUACCUCCGUUUCGUGCAUGAUCCUAUUGCGGUGAUGCCAUGAGAAUCUUGGUUGAACCAAGGAAUGUCUUUGUACUUGUAUGGUGGAGGGAACUUACCAUUGAACAAAGGGUUAUGUCAUGACCAUGACAAAACGUUAGCUAAUUACCAGCCCUUCAUGAAAG